This is a messenger RNA of Phaedon cochleariae (mustard beetle), 2786 nucleotides long. The record is from the annotation of a GenBank genome assembly. Lineage: Eukaryota; Metazoa; Arthropoda; Insecta; Coleoptera; Chrysomelidae.
AAGUGUCAAAAAACUUGAACUUGAAAUGAAUAUAUAGCGCGAUUUCAUAUCAUUAUUGGACAAAUUGUUGAAGCUUUCACGUACGGAUUGAUUGGCUGAUUAUCUUCAGAUCAACAGGUAUAUAAUAAUCAAGUCGUGGCAAAUCAUCGCCAGUCGCUUCGCCAUGGGUAAGCUAGCACCAGCUCUAGCUCUAGCUCUAUUCCUCGCUAUAGUCAGCAAUUGUCAAGCUGGAGCCACGACUAUCCAAUCCUGCGACAGUUUGAUUUACUGUCAGGGCCAGUUACUGGACACCGUGCAGAAAGCCCGAAUCUACAAGGACUCCAAAACUUUCGUGGAUAUGAUGCAGCUGAACGACCCCAGUGUUACCCUGGAAAACUUCAGGAACUUCAUGGAAUCUCAUAACAAUGCACCUACCAGCCAGCAAGUCGCAGAAUUCGUUCAACAAAAUUUCGCCAGCACCGGUGAGCUAGACAACUGGACCCCUAGCGACUUCACCACCACCCCGAAGUUCCUGAGGAAAAUUAAGGACGUGACAGUGCGAGACUUUGCCAGACAGCUCGUCUCCAUCUGGCCCACUCUCUCCAGGAAAGUCAACAGCUCCGUGGCUCGCAACCCCAGCAGACACUCUCUCAUCCCCCUGCCGAACGGUUUCGUAGUGCCAGGAGGCCGCUUCAAAGAGAUCUACUACUGGGACUCCUACUGGAUCGUCAAAGGGCUCUUGAUCAGCGAGAUGUCCCAGACUGUCAGAGGCGUCCUGGAGAACUUCCUAUCCCUAGUGGAACGAUACGGGUUCGUACCUAACGGAAGUAGAGUGUACUACCUCAACCGCUCCCAGCCGCCUCUGCUCUCCCUGAUGGUAGGCCUCUACAUCGACGAGACCAACGACCUGAAGUGGCUGAAGAGGCACAUUAGAACUCUGGAGGAAGAAUUGGAGUGGUGGCUGAGCAACAGGACGAUCGUGGUGAAAAAGGACGGGGUGGAACAUCGGUUGGCGCAUUACGCGUGCGAGAGUGGCACCCCGAGGCCUGAAUCGUACGCAGAGGAUUUGAGGACUUGCGAGAGCCAUGCUGAUAAGGAAACCUGCUACAAGAACCUCAAAAGCGGCGCUGAAAGCGGCUGGGACUUCUCCUCCCGCUGGUUCUUCGCCCCAGACGGCGCCAUCUCCCCUAACCUCACUCUCAUCGACACCAAGCGCGCCAUCCCAGUCGAACUCAACUCCUACCUCUGCAAGGCCUUCAGGGAACUCUCCCACUUCCACAAACUCCUCGAAGACGAAGUCAACGCCUUCAAAUGGCUCCAAAGGCACGAAACCUGGAAGCGAUCCAUCGAAGCAGUAUUCUACAACGAAACCGACGGGAUUUGGUACGACUUUGACUCGCUGCAGCAGCAGCACAGGCGAGGCUUCUAUCCCAGCAACUUAGCUCCACUUUGGGCAGAAGCCUACGAUGCUCUGCAGAAAGACAGCCUUGGCAGGAGAGCAGCGGAGUAUUUGCGGUCCAACGAUAUAACUAGCUUCCAAGGGGGCAUUCCUACUUCCCUGCUGCACAGUGGGGAGCAAUGGGACCUGCCUAAUGCCUGGCCUCCAUUGCAGGAGAUCGUGAUUUUGGGGCUACAGAGGACCGGGAAUGCAGACGCUGGUGAUUUAGCUAGGAUUUUCGCUGAAAGGAGCGUCAAUGCUUUCGUAACUGGGUAUACCAAGCACCGGGAGAUGUUCGAGAAGUACGAUGCUCUGCACGUGGGGGAGUUUGGGGGUGGGGGCGAGUAUGUGGUGCAAAGCGGGUUCGGUUGGAGUAACGGGGUGGCUUUGUCGCUGAUUGAUGCGUUUUAUACGUCGAACGCUAAGAAGAAUGUGCGUGCCAGAUAGAUGUGAGAACAUUUAACGGAUUGCUCCUGAACGAUCUUUCUCAAAAAACGAAAGUGUGUGAACCUUUAAGAGUGCAUACCUAUCAAGGAAAGCGUAUGCAGAAUAUUCCUGCCAGUAGUGGCUUGGCACCAUAUGUGGAUUGGCGGUAUAUCACACUUGCACAUGGCCUCACAAUAAAUAUCAAGUAUACCCAGACCGCUUAUAGCCUUCUCGAAACGUUUGAUAUAUUCAUCUCACAGUCACAGCUCAUAUUGUAUAAAAAACUUCAACAGCACAUGAUAAUUCUUUUCUUGAGUUUUAUCUUCUCUAAUUUUCAUUAUCAUCAUCGAAAAACAGAAAAAUUCUGGAAACAUUCAUCAGAUCUUAUAAUAUUGAUAUUCUUAUAUUCUGUUUGUUCCAUUAAUUUUUAGAUUCGUUAUUAUUCUUCAAAAGAAGCUGUGAAACGAAUUUGUUCAAGUUAACUCCAUAGUAUGACCACUCUGCAAAAAUAUAUUGAAUAUUUUCGUAUUUGUUGUUCUUCAAUUCCUUCAUCAGACAUGUGUACCUAGCUCUAGACUUACUUGCGUUUAAGAUGGCUACAAGGGACCUUGCGUUUCUCUAGAUACCUAUCAAUAAACCUUUAUUGACGAUCAAAAUAUAAUUCAAGUACUAUACUUGUGGUUUUUGCAGUACCUGGUGGGAAUAAUGACGAAUAAUCAUUAGUUAUUAUUUCUUUUCGCAAUCCAAUCACAAGAUGCAUAAAAAAUAAAACCAUGAAAUCUCGAAACAAACUACUCGAGAACGAAACCAUCAACGCUUUCAAAUGGCUACAAAAGCACGAAACCUGCUAGAUAGACAUUUAUCAGAAAUGCGAAGUGUGUGAACUUCAAAAAGUACAUACUCACCUAACAUAGCGUAUAGAGAGUGUUUCAGAGGUGUGAGC